This is a messenger RNA of Saprolegnia parasitica CBS 223.65, 1098 nucleotides long. RefSeq lists its product as hypothetical. The transcript has a single exon. The record is from RefSeq and is a predicted model, not a curated record. Lineage: Eukaryota; Oomycota; Saprolegniomycetes; Saprolegniales; Saprolegniaceae. Bases 1 to 1098 code for a protein of 365 amino acids.
AUGGAGUUUGACAUGACGGCUCUCGACGUACACACAAACGGAAUGAACGACAUGUUGGACGGCUUUGAAGCCUUCGAUGCGACUGGCGACAUGGCUAGCAAGACUGCGCUCGUCGAUGACGAAGGCUUCGGCAACAACGACGUGGCCGUGCUACCCGACGCUCCCGCCGAUGGCUCGGAGGGAUCCAGCGAUGACGUCGACUUGUCAGCACUCAGUGUGUUUGCCCCGCCAACAUCCGAAGCUCGACAAGACGAUGUGCUAGAGGACGAGUGCGACACACUCAUGAAAUCCGUCGUGCACGACGUUUCGAACACACCGGUGGCGUCAGAGGACGAAGACGAUGACUACGAGGCGUUGGCAGCGUUGCUGGCCCCUCCCAUCGAGAGCGCGCCUGCAUCACCCGUGGCCGAUCUGGACUUGUGCAUGUGGUCUGGCAGCAGCCACCCAGCGUCCGAAAGGUCCCACGCCAUCGGCGACGAUGUCCUCAAGACGGUUCUGGAGACAAUGCAAGAUAUCAAGCUGCAACUGGCCGCACUCACUUCCUUGUCGACACCGAGCUGCUCGGCAUGCGCAAGCCCCGUCAAGCCAUCACCGCCACUUCUGGUAGAGCGUACCGACCCGGCAACGGAUGUCGUACCUGUGCAGCUCAAUCUGACGGAGCAGCCGGAUGCGGGUAAAGCGUCAACUGAUCCAGAGAAGGCGACGACGCUACCUGGAGACAGCGCGCCACACGACGCCACGCCGGUGGUGCCUGCGGUAGUGCGAGAGAAGAUGGUUGCUGACACACUGCAGCCAUCGAAAGAGCACGUCUACAUCGAGACAACUGGCGCAAUUGAGGCCGAGCCGUCGCCGAAGCGACCGCCAAGCUCGUCGUCCGACGGCUUGCGAAAAAGAUCGUUGCGCUGGAGACUCCGGCGUCUUCAGAGGCCCACGCCGAUGUCUCGACUCCAGCUUCCAAAGAUGUGUGCACACCGCAGACGCCGACGCUGUCCAUUGCAGACCAGCUCUCGCGUCUGGUACAGCGUUUGGAUGAGCCACUGCCACGGUUGCCCACACGUCGUGCGUCCGAGGACUUGGCUGCCGAGAUUGCACGGCUGA